Molecule: messenger RNA, 1474 nt
Organism: Tarenaya hassleriana
Lineage: Eukaryota; Viridiplantae; Streptophyta; Magnoliopsida; Brassicales; Cleomaceae
Product: short-chain dehydrogenase TIC 32, chloroplastic
Exons: 8
Coding region: 196-1236 (346 amino acids)
Source: RefSeq, a predicted model, not a curated record
AGAGACACACGGAAUAUGUUGUCUCCUCUCCCCGCAUCUCCCCAUCCGUGGUUCCGCCACCAAGCGGCACUAUAAAUCCGAACACUCCCCCACCCACUUAACACCCAACACUCUCCAUACAUAUAAACUGUAACUGCUCUCCCCAGCUCCAACAUUCUAAUCAUCAUCAUAAUAUAAUAAUAAUAAAAGCCACAUAUGUUCGAGACGGUGAAGCACCUGAUCGGCUCCUCCGGCCCCAGCGGCGUCGGCAUGAGCCCCCCCGCCGAUGACGUCACCCACGGCGCCGAUCUCAGACUGCUCACCGCCGUCAUCACAGGAGCGACGUCGGGGAUAGGGGAGGAGACGGCGAGAGUGAUGGCGAAGAGAGGGGCGAGGGUGGUGAUUCCUGCUCGGAACGUCAAAGCGGCGGAGGAGACGAAGGCUCGGAUCCAGUCGGAGUGUCCAGGUUCAGAGAUAGUGGUGAUGCACAUGGAUCUCAGCUCUCUCUCCUCCGUCCGCCGAUUCGUCUCCCAGUUUGAAGCUCUCCAUCUCCCUCUCAAUAUCCUAAUAAACAAUGCGGGGAAGUACGCAGAGAAGCACUCCGUCACCGAGGACGGCAUCGAGAUGACGUUCGCCACUAAUCAUCUGGGCCAUUUUCUACUUACGAAGCUGUUGCUAAAGAAGAUGAUGGAGACUGCGAGACUGACCGGCGUCCAAGGGCGUAUCGUCAACGUCUCCUCGGUUAUCCACAGCUGGUUCUCCGGCCAUUUGCUCCGAUAUGUCUCCCAAAUCUCACGCAACAAGCGUCAAUAUGACGCGACUCGUGCCUACGCUCUCUCAAAGGUGGCCAACGUCUUGCACACCCUCCACCUCUCCCGCAUUCUCCUUAAAAUGGAUGCUAAUGUGACAGCCAACUGCGUUCAUCCCGGAAUCGUUAGAACCCGCCUCACUAGAGAUCGGGAAGGCCUCUUCACAGAUCUCGUGUUCUUCCUAACCUCCAAGCUAUUGAAGACUAUUCCUCAGGCCGCUGCUACGACAUGUUACGUUGCAACGAGUCCAGGGCUGAGGAAUGUGUCUGGCAGAUACUUUGCUGACUGCAAUGAAGCUUUUCCUUCCAAACUCGCUUCCGACAAAACCGAAGCUCAUAAAUUGUGGGCUGCUUCCGAUCUCAUGUCUUCCCCUCAUUUUCAACGCAACUUCGGCUCCCUCUUCAUCAUCAACAUCUCUAAUCAAUCAUCACCCGAUUCUUUUCUGUAACACAUACAUAUAUAGAUUAUAGAGCGUGACUCAACCCAUAUGCAUAUAUGUUUAUAUAUAUAUAUAUAUAUAUAGGUAUAUAGAUUUUAAGUCGUCGUUACGUAAAUGUAAUAGGUGUAGGCUUUUUGCAAGUCUUGUAGGCGUUUUGGAUCUCUCUCUUGUAUGUGUGUGUGUGUAUAUGUAAUAUGGGUUAUGUGCGAUUGAUAAUAUCGGUCUAACACAAUCCGGCUUUGUCCAA